Molecule: messenger RNA, 3141 nt
Organism: Rhodamnia argentea
Lineage: Eukaryota; Viridiplantae; Streptophyta; Magnoliopsida; Myrtales; Myrtaceae
Product: U-box domain-containing protein 35-like
Exons: 9
Coding region: 85-2325 (746 amino acids)
Biological process (GO): protein phosphorylation
Molecular function (GO): ATP binding; protein kinase activity
Source: RefSeq, a predicted model, not a curated record
CGCCGAGGAGACACGAACAGUGACAGCAGCUGUCGCAGCCGCAGCCGCAGCCCCAGCCCUGUCCCAAGCUUGACGGUCGGCGAGAUGGCCUCGUCCCAGCUGUCAUCCGACCACAAUGCCACCGGCGCGGGCACCGCUUCCGUGGCCGUGGCCAUCGACAAGGACAAGAACAGCCCGCAUGCCGUGCGGUGGGCCAUCGACCAUCUAGGGGCCAACGGCUCAGUUAUGACCCUGAUCCAUGUCAAGAACAAGAAUCCGCAACACAUCGCUUCCGGCACUGAUGUUGUGGGAGACCCGGCGGAUGGAGAUUCGCGAGAUCUUUUCGUUGUUUACCGUGGAUACUGCGCUCGCAAAGGGGUUCAAAUAAAGGAGAUGGUCGUUGAGGAGAAUGAUGUUGCCAAAGGCCUUCUGGAAUAUAUCGCAAACAACUGCAUCACCAGCAUCGUCAUGGGUGCAGCGAGUCGGAACACUCUCGCCAGGAAGUUGAAGUACACCGAUGUGGCGACCUCCGUUUCGAAGUCUGCACCCGACUUUUGUAGCGUUUACGUGAUUUCAAAAGGGAAGGUAGUGUCGGUCCGGCAAGCGCGGCGGCCUGUGGUGAACACCGCGACUCCCCCUAGACAGCCAAAUUCUCGCUGCGUCUCUCCUAUUUGUUCACCAGAACAGACGAAGCUCCAGGACUCAGUCAGAGGCAAUGGCAGGGGAAGAAGAAGAAGUAUGGGAUCGGAUAUAAUGGAUAAGAACCGGGUUUCUGCUGUGAACCUGUCGGUGGACAAUCUCGACCUCCGUGGGUUCAGUUCUCCGCCACAGCGAAAUUCUCUGUCCGACGAGAGUGAUAUCUCGGGGUCUCUAUCUUUUGGAUCGAUGGAUUUGGGGGGCCAGAGGUUUGAUUUCAGCAUGGUGGAGUCGGAUCCGCUGUCAUCUUCUUCAAUCAGUCAAUCUUCUCGAGAACUAGAGGCCGAAAUGAACAGACUCAAGCUUGAACUUAAGCAAACCAUGGAUAUGUACAGCAAUGCUUGCAAAGAGGCCAUCUCCGCCAAAAAGCAGGCUGAAGAGCUUCAUAUGUUGAAGAUUGAAGAAGCUCGUAGGUUCGAGGAAGCCAGGCUUGCAGAAGAGGCCGCUCUCGCUGUUGCCGAGAUGGAAAAGGCUAAGUGCAAAGCUGCCAUUGAAGCAGCAGAGAAGGCGCAAAGGCUGGCUGAAAUGGAGGGACAGAGAAGGCGACAUGCUGAGAUGAAAGCCAAGCUAGAGUCAAAAGAAAAGGUUCGAGCACUGAGUGCCUUGCACCAGAAUGAUACCCGAUACAGGAAAUACACCAUAGAAGAAAUCGAGGAAGCAACUGACAAAUUCGCAAAGACAAAUAAGAUCGGUGAAGGCGGAUAUGGGCCGGUAUACAAGGGAAAGCUUGACCAUACGCCUGUAGCAAUCAAGGUACUGCGACCGGAUGCUGUUCAAGGGAAAAAGCAAUUCCAUCAAGAGGUCGAGGUUCUGAGCUGCAUGAGACAUCCAAACAUGGUCCUCCUUCUAGGAGCUUGCCCCGAGUAUGGAUGCUUGGUGUACGAAUAUAUGGAUUUCGGCAGUCUAGAAGACCGCCUAUUUCGAAAAGGCAAAACCCCUCCAAUUUCGUGGCAGAAGCGGUUCAAUAUAGCAGCCGAGAUCGCAACGGCUCUUUUGUUUCUCCACCAAUCCAAGCCUGAGCCCCUCGUUCAUAGGGACCUCAAGCCGGCCAACAUCCUCUUAGACCGUAACUACAAGAGCAAGAUUAGUGAUGUCGGCCUAGCGAGGUUGGUCCCCCCUACCGUAGCAGAUAGCGUCACGCAAUAUCACAUGACUUCGGCUGCAGGAACGUUCUGUUAUAUAGAUCCGGAGUAUCAACAGACGGGCAAAUUAACCACCAGAUCAGACGUGUACUCCUUCGGGAUAAUGUUGCUUCAAAUAAUCACAGCUCGACCCGCGAUGGGGCUGUCCCACCAUGUUAGAACUGCCAUCGAGAAGGGAAUGUUAGAAGAGAUGCUUGAUCCAGCAGUGCUGGAUUGGCCAGUGGAAGAGGCUUUAGCAUUUGCUAAAUUGGCUCUAAUGUGCGCGGAGCUGCGAAAGAAGGAUAGACCUGAUCUCGGAACAGUUGUAUUGCCGGAGCUUAACCGGCUAAGAGAUUUUGGAAGCAACUUAGAGAGCAGCAGUGGUAAUAUUCACAGCCAUGGACCGAAUUCUACCGUUGCAAGCAGCGGACCUAGUUCUCCCGCUGUAAGCCAUGGACCAAGUUCUCCUGCUUUAAGUCCUCGACAGGGCGCAUCAUACGAGACUCCGAAUGAUGGAAAUGAUGGUUGAACGGAUGCAUAUACGCUCAAGGAUGACAUCGACCGACCUUGGAAGAACUCAUAAUUGGAGGACUUGUCCCACAAAAAGCUACACGGUAUCGCAAAGAUCUGGCCCUGCUAUUACCCCCAUCAGAUUUAAACUGUGAAGAUCAUUCUCUUCGGGCGCUUGUUGAUAGUAGAGAACAGUGUGGAAAGUUUAUAGUUAAGCUUUUUUGGGCAGACAAUUACUACCACUUGGAAUAAAAAAAAAUUUGUGCUGCCUGCACUGACUGAAGGCAACUUUUCUGUUUGCUCUUGGAAUGAAUUCGCCUUUCUAGUUUUUCCUUGUGACAGCAAAUCGAAACAGCAUUUCAUCCGAAUCUCUUGGCCUCGCCAUGUCUCCUCGUGAUCUUUUUUUAAUUUUGGUCGUAAUCAUUCUAAUAAUCAGGUUGCUCAGGCUAAUUUACAUGGUUUUUAGACCAUAUUUAUGGAGAUUUUCGAAUAAAAAACAUUACUUUAUGCAAUGUGAUGAUGCCAACUUCUGAUUGAACUGAAGACAAACAAGAUUUCCCCUGGAAUCAGGAAUGGAAGUGGAAAGUUGGAGGCCAACCUUCCAAAGAGAAGCAUGAGAACAAAGAAGGAUAAAAGCAAAAGGUGUGAUCUGUGUGGCUAGGACUUGAUGCACAAAGAGAGGUGAAUGGGUUGUGAUAUGUGUGAGUCAAAAGCUAAAAAGCAACAGCAUCUGUCAAGCAACUUUCACCUAGGAUUCCACUCCAUGGGGAUAAAAGGAGAAUUGAAAGAAUAGACACUUUUUAUCUCUAGGGUCUCUAAAUUCUGUCCUUUCAUG